CUACUGACGUCAUUACAAGGCGCUGUCGCGGGUCCUGCCUGUGCUACCGUCGUACGGCGUGUGUGUCCCUCGGUCAGUCGACCCGUCUUGUCGUCUUGUCCUUCGUUUGUUAUUAUGUCCCGCUGUCUCGCGCUGGCUCGGUUCGCCCUCGGUUCCUCUCAGAGGACCAACUCACGGCUAACGUCAUGUGCACGAGGGCUGAGCAGCCGAAUUACCUCGCGCUCCUUCACCAGAGACCUGCAGGUUGGGCAGCAGCAGAGGUGGAGCAGUCGGCCCAAAGUGUGGAGCUCCCAGCGGUCCUGUCUCGGCUUCAGCCAGCAGUCUUACUACAGCACCCAGGAGGCAGAGAAAGAGCCUGAAGAGGAGCCUCUGCACACUAUCAUCAGUGAUACAGAGUCUGUUCAAGGUAGCUUGUCCAAACAUGAAUUUCAGGCUGAGACGAAAAAACUGCUGGACAUUGUUGCCAGGUCCUUGUAUUCAGAGAAAGAGGUGUUUAUCAGGGAGCUGAUCUCCAACGGCAGUGACGCUCUGGAAAAACUGCGCCACAAACUGGUGACAGCAGGUGGUGAAACAGCUCAGAUGGAGAUCCACCUGCAGACCGAUGGUGCCAAGGGCACCUUCACCAUUCAGGACACAGGAGUAGGGAUGAACCAAGAGGAGCUGGUGGCCAACCUGGGAACUAUCGCCCGCUCUGGUUCCAAGGCAUUUUUGGAUGCCCUGCAGAACCAGGCAGAGGCCAGCAGCACCAUCAUUGGUCAGUUUGGUGUGGGAUUCUACUCUUCCUUCAUGGUGGCUGACCGUGUUGACGUCUACUCGCGGUCCGCUGAGCCCGACGCACCCGGAUACAAGUGGUCCUCAGACGGCUCCGGAGUUUUUGAGAUCGCUGAAGCCAGUGGUGUUCAACAGGGAACAAAGAUCGUGCUGCACCUCAAAGACGACUGCAAGGAGUUUUCCGCUGAGGACAGAGUUAAAGAUGUUGUAACAAAGUACAGCAACUUUGUCAGCUUCCCCAUCUUCCUGAACGGACGGAGGCUGAACACACUGCAGGCUUUGUGGAUGAUGGAGCCUAAGGAAAUUAGUGACUGGCAGCAUGAGGAGUUCUACCGUUACGUCGCCCAAGCCUACGACAAGCCUCGCUACACGCUGCACUACCGUGCCGACGCCCCGCUCAACAUCCGGAGCAUCUUUUAUGUCCCUGACACGAAGCCGAGCAUGUUUGAUGUGAGCAGGGAGAUGGGCUCCAGUGUGGCUCUGUUCAGCAGGAAGGUCCUGAUCCAGACCAAAGCGACUGACAUCUUGCCCAAGUGGCUGCGCUUCCUCCGAGGUGUGGUGGACAGCGAGGACAUCCCACUGAAUCUGAGCAGAGAGCUGUUGCAGGAGAGCGCCCUCAUCAGGAAGCUCCGUGACGUGUUGCAGCAGAGGGUGAUCCGCUUCCUGCUGGACCAAAGCAAGAAGGAGCCAGAGAAGUACAACAAGUUCUUUGAGGACUACGGCCUCUUCAUGAGGGAGGGCAUCGUCACCACUCAGGAACAAGACGUCAAGGAGGAUAUUGCAAAGCUGUUGAGGUUUGAGUCUUCUGCUCUGCCAGCGGGCCAGCACACCAAUCUGAUGGAGUACUCCUCCCGCAUGAAGGCUGGCACACGCAACAUCUACUACCUGUGCGCCCCCAACCGCCAUCUUGCAGAGCACUCCCCCUACUAUGAGGCCAUGAAACAGAAAGACAUGGAGGUGCUGUUCUGCUACGAGCAGUUUGAUGAGCUGACCCUGCUCCACCUCAGGGAGUUCGACAAGAAGAAGAUGAUCUCAGUGGAGACUGACAUCGUGGUGGAUCACUACAAAGAGGAGAAGUUUGAAGACAGCAAGCCCGCCUCUGAGCGCCUGACGCAGGAGCAGGCCGAUGACCUGAUCUCCUGGAUGAAGAAUGCCUUGGGCCCCCGAGUCACCAACAUAAAGCUGACUCCACGCCUGGACACCCACCCAGCUAUGAUCACAGUGCUGGAAAUGGGUGCUGCACGCCACUUCCUCCGCACCCAGCAGCUGGCUCGCACCCCUGAGGAGAGGGCUCAGAUACUGCAGCCCACACUGGAGAUCAAUGCAGGCCAUGAUCUGAUCAAGAAGUUGCAGGCGCUGAAGGACACAAACUCUGAACUGGCUGGACUGCUACUGGAACAGAUCUAUGAUAACGCCAUGAUCACAGCAGGCCUGAACGACGAUCCCCGACCGAUGAUUUCCCGCCUUAACGACCUGCUGACUAAAGCUCUGGAGAAGCACUGAGAGCUCUUUACAGACAUGAACAGUGCAGACUGACUUGGUUUUGAUGACAGUGGACUGAAGCAUUUACAGCAGCUGAAGGGUGUACAAAGCUGGAGAACUGCAGGCCUGGAACCAUAAAAUCACAUCUUCCCCCCACCCCCCCUCUGGAGUACUUGUAAAGGCUUUUAAAGCUCAGAUGGAGUGACAAUUAACUGCUGAAAGCUUUGUAAACACUUGUAUGUCUUUAUGCUCUGUAUUCAGCACACUUUCUUCAGGCUCGUCCACAUCUUCAAUAAUAUGGAUGCAAACAAUGUAGAGAUGAAGUGGAGAAAGCAGGCAAAAGUAAAAAGAGAUGCAUUAAGACGUUUGUCAUGCUAAAAAAAAGUUCUAUUCUAAAGUGUGCAGUAGAGAUUUGAAGCAGUAAGAGAUGGUUUAAUUAAAGAUAAAGAUGUUAUCACUGCUGAAUAGCGCUGUUAAUGCUCUUUUUUUUUUUAUAAGCCCUUGUUUUUUUGCCCAAAAUCCCUCAAAUUGUUCGUCUUUUUUCACAUUAUUUAUUUUAUGUUUUGCAAUUUAUGAUGAAGCUGAAUACUUCAAAUGUGGGACUAUUUCGUGUGAUUAAAUAUUUUUGAACUGGUAUCAAAUGAAAGAUGGUGGUAGAUGGUGUAUGAGCUGCAAAUGUGACUUGUCAUUCUGUCAGUGGUCAAACAUGGAUUCUCAACAGGUGUCAUUGGUACUAAUAAAAUGGAUUUAAAAUACUG
Sander lucioperca (pikeperch) is the source of this 3011-nucleotide messenger RNA. RefSeq names its product TNF receptor-associated protein 1 (gene trap1). Gene Ontology annotation, cellular component: mitochondrial inner membrane. Gene Ontology annotation, biological process: protein folding. Gene Ontology annotation, molecular function: ATP binding; ATP hydrolysis activity; ATP-dependent protein folding chaperone. Lineage: Eukaryota; Metazoa; Chordata; Actinopteri; Perciformes; Percidae. The record is from RefSeq and is a predicted model, not a curated record. Bases 115 to 2274 code for a protein of 719 amino acids. The transcript has 18 exons.